Molecule: messenger RNA, 417 nt
Organism: Aspergillus calidoustus
Lineage: Eukaryota; Fungi; Ascomycota; Eurotiomycetes; Eurotiales; Aspergillaceae
Source: the annotation of a GenBank genome assembly
AUGAUCCAGUCUCGAGACCAUCCCGUCAUCAUGGAUAACCCCGCGCGCUUCACGGGCCUCUCACUCGCGGCUGUCCGAUUACACUUUGAAGCCUACACUAAAGAAUGCCAGGCUCGCGGAGAGCGGGAUGGCAUAAGUCGCCGUGCGUGCCUUGUGGUUGAUGAUGAGGUGCUACAGAUCCUGGCCGGUGCGGUGGCUCAAUCAUCUGCUGAAGUGGAAGUCGCCCACGUUGUAAACCGGAGAGCGUGUUGGGUGAAGACAGUUGAGGCGUGGCCUGAUCUGGAUGAGACUCAUGAUGACUAUGAUGGGUCUAUGAAGUGCUCGGUUUCCGCUCUGUGGAGGUUAUGGCAGUGGGCGAGUGAUCCAGAUCCAAUUGCAAUUUUGAUGCGGGAUGAGAAUGGGGUUUACAUUGGUUGA